AUGCUGGCUACCACGGCUCUGAGCCACUGUAGACCGGUGUUAAUGGCUGAUAAAGAGCUGGCCGUAAGAUCUGACGAUGACGGUUUCUUUAAAGGAUACGGCACAUUCUUCCACCCAGCUUCUGAGGGAGGUCCUCUUGGAUCGUGUGGGCCAUGGGAAGAUGAUGAUAGUCCGAUUGUUGCAUUGAACUUGGAUCAAUACGGCAAUGAAAAUGGCAAGAGUGAAUGGUGCUUUAAGAAAGUAUUGAUUACAUACAAAGGAAGAUCAACCGUGGCCACCAUUACGGAUGCCUGUCCUGGUUGCAGUUACAAUUCGCUUGAUCUCACUCCUUCAGUCUUUGCAGAAUUAGAAGACUUUAAAGUGGGGGUGAUUGAUAUUGUAUGGUGUGUCCUAGGCGAAGACGACUGUGACGAGUAG
Messenger RNA from Phycomyces blakesleeanus NRRL 1555(-), 417 nucleotides. RefSeq lists its product as hypothetical. Lineage: Eukaryota; Fungi; Mucoromycota; Mucoromycetes; Mucorales; Phycomycetaceae. The transcript is spliced from 3 exons. Bases 1 to 417 code for a protein of 138 amino acids. The record is from RefSeq and is a predicted model, not a curated record.